AUGUUCCAAGCGGAAAUUCUUGAUGGAAACAUUGAUUUGUUUUGGGUUAUCAACACGAGGCAGAAACACUCUUGGUUAGUAAACAAGCUGCUGGACUCUAGGGAGGUGGUCUAUCCUUGGAUAAAGAAGCAAGUACAGAGUGGCGAGACCACUUAUUUUUGGUCCUCAAACUGGUCACCGUAUGGAAAACUGUCGGUCUAUCUGAACAAUGCUGGUUCUUCGCGUUAUCCAGUAAGAAAAGACACUACUCUUGCAGAACUAUGGGAGAACGGUGCGUGGACUCUCCCAAACGCACGUUCUGAUCGCCAGCUUGAGGUUAUCUCUUACCUCUCUACCCUGACACUAAACGAUUACAAUGACGACUUUGAAUGGUGGCCUGGAGCUCAUAGACAAAACAAGUUCCGCACAGGGGCACUUUAUCACUUGCUUCGCCCAACGGCACUGACAGUUUCAUGGCAUAGGGAAGUAUGGUUCUCGGGCGGGAUACCAAAGCAUAUGUUUCUAGUCUGGCUAAUGGUCAGAAACAGGUGCCCCACUCGCGAUAGAAUUCGGAGUUGGGGAUUGCAAACAGACCCGCGGUGCCUGUAUUGUAAUGCAGCCGACGAGUCUAUUGCUCAUUGUUACUUUGAAUGCAGUUUUACUUGGGGAAUUUGGAAGGAGAUAGCAGCUAAAUGCAGGUUCGCUUCAGUCAGGCAGUGGAGUAAUCUACUCCCUCAACUCAACAGCCACACAACAAACAAGGUCUCCAAAACUCUCCUUCUUCUCUGCUGGCAGGCAACGUUAUACAUUCUCUGGAUGGAGCGAAACAACCGGCUUCACAAUGCUAAUUUUACUGCUCCGGAUGGACUGAUCGCUCAAAUAAAACUGACGGUUAAAAACAGGAUCUCGAGCUUAAGGACGGACAGGCCAAAAUUCUCAUCCUCCCUUCUUCAGUUGUGGUUCUCUACCUAA
This is a messenger RNA of Brassica napus (rape), 951 nucleotides long. RefSeq lists its product as uncharacterized. NCBI's taxonomy places the organism in Eukaryota, Viridiplantae, Streptophyta, Magnoliopsida, Brassicales, Brassicaceae. The coding region runs from base 1 to 951 and encodes 316 amino acids. The transcript has a single exon. The record is from RefSeq and is a predicted model, not a curated record.